This is a messenger RNA of Symbiodinium natans, 3267 nucleotides long. The record is from the annotation of a GenBank genome assembly. NCBI's taxonomy places the organism in Eukaryota, Dinophyceae, Suessiales, Symbiodiniaceae.
AUGUCGGAGCAAGUUGAAGAUUCAUCGGAGUAUUUGGAGGAGUCGGAGUCCGAGGAGGGCGGCUCCUCCGAGGUGGAUGGGAGCGAUGAUGACGUCGACUCAGAACCGGAUGAAGAGGAGGCAGAAGUCAUGAGGAAGUGGAUGCAGGUCAACGACAAGACCUUCGAGGAGAUGGAGCUACCACCCAAAGUGGUGACAGCCACCCAGAGGGCGUGGAAUGGUUUCGUGUCCGUCUUUGAGAAGCGCGAGACUGCGGCCGACGCACUCUACGGGGCCUUCUUCGAUGCCGCCCCGAAUCUGCAGGGCAUGUUUCGGGCACCACGAGCCGCAAUGGGCUUGCGGAUUCUAGCCGGCAUGGAAACCUUCAUCAUCAACGCAGGGAACCCCCCGGGCUUGCGGAAAGAGGUGGAGGCCAUUGCCUUCAACCAUCUGGACUUGGACGUCACGGGCCCUCGGGUAGAAUUGUUCCGGGAGUCCACCCUCGAAGUCUUCGAUCUGGAGCUGGGUGCGCUGUUCGGCACGCGUGCGCGCCUCGGCCUCUCUGCAGUGAUGACAUACGCCGGAGGGGCCUACAUCCACUGCAGGAGAGAGUAUGCAGCUCGCAUUCGCCUGCUUCAGAGGAGUUGGAACACAGCCGCCAAGAAGGGGGCCGACGUAGGGGAGGUAGAGGACCUGGAUAGCAAGUCAGAUGAAUCCGAGGAGGAGGAAGAAGUGCCUCAAGAAACCGAAGCUGCGAAUGAGGUGGCCAAGACCCAAGAAGGGCAGGAGGGAGUGACGAAAGCAUCGGCGUUGAAGGUGCCCACCACCUUCGAUGAGAUGUUCCUCUUCAACGCGGCGGUCAUGGGCUAUGCAAACAGCAACUGGAUGAAGUUCAUCCUGGAGUACUUCGACCCAAUUGUGACGAACGUAGCCAACUCCUACCGCCUGCAGGAGGAGUGCGACGUGCUGUCGCUGAACCUGGCCAAGUGCAAAGGCGAGAUCAACUUGCCAGAAUUCAAGGCCGUCAUGCUCGCGUCCCUGAGGUCCCUGGUGCCCAAAGAUUGGAAUUCGCAACACGAAGUUGCUUGGAACUGGCUCUGGGAGAACGUCGAAAGGCUUCUGCGAGCCCAGCUCGGACGGCCUCGCACACAGCAGAAGGCCAUCGAGCGGUUCCUGAUCAACCUCUCCCAGGAGUCCCUCACGGGCUACUGCCGCGACGUCUACAAGCGAUUCUUCCAGCUGGCCCCGUCGGGCCAGGACUUCUUCAAGCAGUCCACCACGCGGCUCUUCUUCAUCGCCGAGAAGAUCGUGGAGAUGACCGUGGAGAUGUACCGAACUCCCAAGAAGAUGGUGGAGGAGCUCUCGGGCCUGGGCUUGCGGCACGUGGGCUACGGCGUCCCCACGGAGCUCUUCUCCCCGUACGUCUCCGCGUCCGUCGAGGUGAUCCGCACGAUGACCACCGACGAGACGACCGAGACAGCGUUCCGGUGGUCGCUGACACUGAUUGCCAAGAUCAUGGUUCGGACAUUGGUGGAAGGAUCGACAGUUGUCAUGCAGGCGAUCAAUACCAAUGUCGAGAAGAACCUGAGACGAGCAAUUUCAGUAGCACCCCGUGGCAAGAGGGCCAUGGAGCUGUUGAAGAUCACAGUGGGCACACAGUCCAUUUCUCCACUCUAUUGGGCCAUUGAGUCGGGUAGCCUGAUCUGUGCGCAGGCAAUGCUGGAGGAUUUGUUGACGAUCAGGGCCGACCGGGAUAACUACUACUAUGGAGCGGAUGCCUUGUUUACACGGCACCCCGAGGUGAUCAAAAAGCUGGCUUCCAGUGCCCCUUCGCUUUUGGACUGUCUGCUCGACGGACUAAUCUGGCGGUCUCGGGUAAUCGUCAACGGCACGCGACGGGUGAACUGCUACCUCAAGCACUUGGUACAGGAUGGAGAUGGAAAGCCGCAUCAGGCACUCCAGUGGCUAGUGGAAUAUGGCAACCCUAUCACCAUCAGCAUGUUUACCGUGGUGCUGGUAGCUGACCUAAUGUGGACCCGCUUGGUGGCCUACCAGUUCCUAAUUGGCAGGUGCUACUUCCUUUUUACUCUCUGUGUCGCAGUGACCAGCCAGUCCUUUCUGUCAUUGGGCCCCGGCGAACAGGAAACGUACGAGAGAAAUAUAGUAAUCUUUGCUUGUCGCAUCUUCAUCUACUGCGGCAGCAUGUGCAAGAUCCUGUACAAUCAGCUGAAGCUCUUGCAAACGGACUGCAGAAAUCAUGCCUUUGAUCGCAGAUGUUGUAUACCAAUUCCACAGUUCCUCUUCAGCUUGAAGGAAGCUGGCAACUUUGUGCUGCUAUGGAUCCUGCUUGGCAUGUGCAUUCAGGAGCCGUUGUGGUGGUGCGCGCAGUUCACCAGCACCGACGAGUACCUUAUCUUUACGACACACUGCGCUGCUGGGUCUGGAUCCAGCGCGGGGCGAAGGCUGUAUUCAGCCUUCUCCUGCAUCGCGAUUCUGCUAUACUGGACCUUGGUGCUUGACUUUACCAUCUUCUCCAUGCAUAUAUCCGCUUAUGUGCUGGUCUUUGGCAGAGUUUUGUCCGAGGUGUUCCUCUUCGUUAUGGCCCUCAUAUUCAUGAUCAUUGCUUUCGCCAGCGCCGUCAGUGCGAUCGAGCAUGAGAUCGACGAGUUCUCCGGGAUCAGCACGUGGCUCAUCUCGCUGACGCAGAUGGCUUUGGGAAUGUUCCCACAUGACAACUACGAGCAGAUGAAAGCCGAGGCCGGCAUCCUCAUGGUGAUCAGCGUCUUCAUUCUCAUGGUGUCCAUCAUUCUCGUCAACCUCCUUGUCGCCCAGUUGAACCAGGCCUACCAGCAUGUCUACACCGACAUGCAAGGCUAUGCUCGCCUGAACCGUGCAUCCGUUAUCGUGAGCACUCUGGAGCAGAUCUCCAUGAAGCGAUGGGCACGAUUCCUGGAAGGCCUAAAGCUGAACGACCGCCUCGAGUUCAACGAGGGCGACGUGGGCUUGCCCGGGGGCGUGCAGAUUGUGGAGCCCGCCUCUGCGCACAUCGUCACCGUGGAUUCCAUCCGCCGCUUCGGGGGCUCCAGCGCGACGACCAUGCCGUGGCCGGAGGAGGAUGACUCCAUGGAAGACAGGUUCGACCGCUUGGAGAAGCUGUUCAUGAGCACGGCAAAGAAGAUGGGGGGCAAGAGGCGCAGGAAGAAAGAUAAUGGCUCGAGCUUGCUGUCUGGCCUGUCUGGUGCGAACUCGGGCGGGAGUGACGAUAGUGGUGGCAGUGACGGAAGUUGA